Meloidogyne enterolobii is the source of this 501-nucleotide messenger RNA. The record is from the annotation of a GenBank genome assembly. Lineage: Eukaryota; Metazoa; Nematoda; Chromadorea; Rhabditida; Meloidogynidae.
AUGUACGCCCAUUUGAGAAGAAUAAAAAAUUCGGAAAAAAAUAUUUUCAUUAUUUGGCAUUUAUUUGCAUUUGCUAGAAGUAGAAUUCGUUCGUUUAUAUUGUUUUAUAAACAAUAUCCAAGUUAUUAUGAUGGUAUUUUGUUGAGUAUUUGGCAAUUGAUGAGAGAUAAUGGAUAUAGUGCUUUUUUAAAAGAGAAGAUUUCAAUUCUAGGCUAUAUAAAAGCUUAUGAUGAAUUGGAAAUUAAAGCAAAUAAUUGGAUGGAAAUAUUGAAACAAUUGAGUAUUUUUCAAAGAGAAAAUGUUAAAUUCAUGUAUAACGGAAUUGUAUAUACAAGAGAAAGAAUGUUAAUGUCUCUUCAAGAAGCGGAAAAUAGUCAAGAAAACAUAAUAUUUCCAGCAUCUUUUAUGGCUGAUAGUGAUGUGACUGUGCAAACACAUUUCCGUUUAUUAUAUCUUCAUUUUGGUAUUUAUUUAAAACAGCAAUUAUGGAGUUUAAUAUGA